CACAGCGAGAAUAGCUGUGUCUCCAGUUCAAUACCGCCUUUUCUAGCGUCAUCAUUUUAAAAUUUUCUCAUUCUACGAUUGAGAUAUUAUCAUUCAAUUGAGCCUAGCCAACUUCUCUGUAACCACUUCUUUUGUCUAUUUCGAGGAAAAUGUGGGUGCUGCAUGCUACAGCUAUCGUCUCACUCCUUCUCAUAGAGCCAUCAAUCGGAGCCAAUAUGUUUCAACUAUUCUCGAGUUACGGAUUCAGGGAGAGUUUUGAUAUUCCCAUAGUGGCCAUACCAACUCGUGCCGAAUAUGAUUUCAUAAUAGUCGGGGCUGGUUCGGGUGGUUCAGUGGUUACUAAUCGUCUCAGUGAAAAUCGUAAAUGGAAAAUUUUGCUGCUGGAAGCUGGCAAACCGGAAGGUAUACUCAAUCAGAUUCCAAUCUUAGUGAGCAACUUUCAGCAAACUGAUUACAACUGGGGAUACAGAGUUGAAGAGCAGAAAAAUGCUUGUCUGGGAAUGAAGGAUCGCCGUUGCACUUGGCCGCGAGGUAAAUCAUUAGGUGGAACAAGCACACUGAAUUACAUGAUUCACACAAGAGGGAACCGAUUCGAUUAUGAUCAUUGGGCGGAGCUUGGGAAUGACGGAUGGUCCUACGAGGAUGUAUUGCCGUACUUCAAAAAAAGCGAGAGGUUCAGGGUUCCAGGAGUUUACAAUAAGUCUUUCCACGGUGAGGAUGGACCCCUCUGCGUGGAGCACGCCCCUUACCACACAAAAUUAGCAACAUCAUAUUUGAAAGCAGGGCAACACCUAGGAUACGAAGUACUGGACUACAAUGGUCCCCAGCAAAUCGGAUUCUCCUAUCUCCAAUUAAACAUGGAUAAGGGUUCAAGAUGCAGUGCUUCCAGAGCCUACUUGAGGAUAAAACGCUCCAAUCUGGACAUCGUAACCGAUGCAAGAGUUACAAAAGUUCUCAUCGACGAUCAGAAACGUGUGCACGGAGUGGAAUUAAUCAAGAACGGAGCAACCCAAACGGUUCGUGCAAGUAGGGAAGUUAUAUUAUCCGCGGGAACAAUAGAUUCCGCCAAAUUACUGAUGCUCUCGGGCAUCGGACCCAAGCAGCAUUUGGAGGAUUUGGGUAUCAAAGCCCUGAAGGAUCUCCCAGUUGGUUACAAUCUCUACGAGCACAUCGGCUUCUUAGGGCUGACAUUCAUGGUCAACCAGAGCGUGAGUUUAUUGCAGAAUCAGCUAGUGGCACCACGUUACCUAAUGGAUUACGCCCUCCGCAGGUCAGGGCCUUUUUCAACGCCAGGUGGUGCUGAGGCAUUAGCUUUUAUACGAACGAAAUACGCAGUUGAUUCACGUCCUGACGUUGAACUACUCUUCAACGGAGGAUCACUACACUCUGAUAAUGGGCUUGCCGUCAGAAAAGGGUACGGUGUAUCCGAUGAAGUGUAUAACGCAGUGUUCAAACCAAUUGAGGGAAAACAUGCGUUUUCCAUCUGGCCGAUCACCCAAAAUCCUCGCAGCUACGGCCGAAUUUUUCUGAAAUCAAAGAAUCCCCUCGACGAUCCAAUUAUUCAACCGCAUUUUUUCGAACAUCCAGCUGACGUGGAGAUCAUUUUGGAAGGCGUUAAACAUGCAAUUAGCAUUGUGUCAACUCCUCCCUUCCAGAAAUAUGGGGCGCGACUGCACGAUAUUAAAAUACCUGGCUGCCAAGCUUUCCAGUUUGGCUCUGAUGAUUAUUGGAGAUGUGGCAUUAGACAUUUGCCAUCUAUGAUGAAUCAUGAGAUAGGAACUGCAAAGAUGGGACCGUCGACUGAUGCUAGUGCUGUUGUCGAUGCGAGACUGAGGGUUCAUGGUGUUCAGAGGUUGAGAGUGAUUGAUGCAUCUGUCAUGCCAACGAUGCCAGUUGGUCAUGUCAAUGCUGGAAUUUUCAUGAUCGGAGAGAAGGGGGCUGAUAUGAUCAAACAAGAUUGGGAAAAAGCUCAGUGAAUAUUUUUUCUAAUGAAUACUUGCU
Messenger RNA from Diachasma alloeum, 2001 nucleotides. Its product is annotated as glucose dehydrogenase [FAD, quinone]. NCBI's taxonomy places the organism in Eukaryota, Metazoa, Arthropoda, Insecta, Hymenoptera, Braconidae. The record is from RefSeq and is a predicted model, not a curated record. Gene Ontology annotation, molecular function: flavin adenine dinucleotide binding; oxidoreductase activity, acting on CH-OH group of donors. Bases 150 to 1976 code for a protein of 608 amino acids. The transcript is spliced from 3 exons.